Molecule: messenger RNA, 987 nt
Organism: Colletotrichum karsti
Lineage: Eukaryota; Fungi; Ascomycota; Sordariomycetes; Glomerellales; Glomerellaceae
Product: 37s ribosomal protein rsm22
Exons: 3
Coding region: 1-987 (328 amino acids)
Cellular component (GO): RAVE complex
Source: RefSeq, a predicted model, not a curated record
AUGGCCGUCGCAAUCUGGCCACCGAUAUCUCCAGAAGAGCUCGCGAUCAAAAAGGAGGAAUCCCUCAGGCGCGAGCUAGAAUGGAUAGUCACAGAAACCCACGAAGUCCUAAAGGACAUCCGCCACGGCCUGCAAGACUGCUACGCCCUCCUCGCCCCAAUCGACCCGGGAAGCACCCUCGUAAUGUCGACGCAGCGUAACGAGCGCGUCAAGGGAACAGUAACCCGCGUCGGGACCCGAAUAGUAAAAGGCGCAGUGCACCUACAACUAAAAACCCUCCCAACCCAAACCCUCACCCUCGACCCCUCCCACCCAGUCCACAUCGCCGCCCUCGAGACGAUACACACCCACCUGACAGAAUGCAUCGACCUCCUCUCCCUCACGACCGACCCCUCGCCCUCGCAGAACCCAAGCCAGCUCGCCGCGCAGCUGCGCAUCCUCUCCGCCUCCCUCAACGAGUCCUCCUCGCUCCUCAAGGGCCCGCCGCUGCACGAGUCCGAUCCGCGGUGGCAGACGGACUCGUGUCCGCCGGUCCACUUCACCCCGCCCCUCCCGCCCAACAUCAGCGUGCAUCUGGCCUUGCAGGAGUCGAGUCUGGUGCUGUGGCUGCGCGCGCUGGAGCCGGUCGACGCGCCGCAGAACUUCGGGACGAAGCUGGGCCUGGCGCUGGGUACGGUACGGAGGCUGGAGCACGACGAGAUGGAUCGGCCUUUUCGGUUCGCGUAUAGCAAUAUCACGGACGGUGGGGAGAAGCACAAGCACGGGGGCGCACAUCCGAGGAGCAGGCAGAGUAGUGUCAGUGGACUCGGGACGCCGUCCAGUAACGGGGAGCCGAACGAGGUGUUCGUGAGGGAGAAGGUCAGGGUGGAGAGCUUGCCGGACCCCAACUUGAUGUCGUUGUCGGCAAAGUUGGUUGCACUAGGGCACACGCUGGCCGGUGCCCGGAGAAAUCUGGCGGCUGUUAUGGGAGAAGAGAUUGAUGAGUAG